AUGUCUAGAUACGAGUCCAAUGAAAACAUCGUGGAUGAGGAAGAAUCGAAAGAUAAGGAGUUUAUCAAUGUGCCUGAGCCACUGGCUCUCCAUCCGCUGAAACAAAAGUGGACGUAUUGGUACUUAAACGACGAUCGGCAAGCAAGCUGGGAAGAUCGCCUUAAGCCUGUUUGCACUUUUGCCACUGUUGAAGAAUUUUGGGCUUUAUACAACAAUAUUCGUCCGCCUUCCGGACUCAAUUGCCUUUGCGAUUAUAACGUGUUCAAAGCUGGUAUACAGCCAAUGUGGGAAGUACCGGAAAAUCUAAAAGGAGGACGGUGGCUUAUCACUGUUAGUGUCUUUUCCCCAAUUUUAUUUACAUUUGUUUCCAUCCAAUGA
Messenger RNA from Strongylus vulgaris, 378 nucleotides. The record is from the annotation of a GenBank genome assembly. Lineage: Eukaryota; Metazoa; Nematoda; Chromadorea; Rhabditida; Strongylidae.